Messenger RNA from Ipomoea triloba (trilobed morning glory), 1683 nucleotides. RefSeq names its product light-inducible protein CPRF2. Bases 53 to 1453 code for a protein of 466 amino acids. Gene Ontology annotation, biological process: regulation of DNA-templated transcription. The transcript has 6 exons. NCBI's taxonomy places the organism in Eukaryota, Viridiplantae, Streptophyta, Magnoliopsida, Solanales, Convolvulaceae. Gene Ontology annotation, molecular function: DNA-binding transcription factor activity. The record is from RefSeq and is a predicted model, not a curated record.
GGUUCGGACUAGAGAGAGAAAAUAGGGAAUUGACGGAGAGAGAGAGAGAGAAAUGGAUAGGGUGUUUUCUGUAGAGGAUAUAGCUGACCAAUUCUGGUCGCCGCCGCCGGUUCGGCUGUCGCAGGCGGCGGACCUCGACAUAGAUUCCUCCGCCUCAUCUAAAGUGAUGAACCGCAGCUCAUCGGAGUGGGCCUUCCAACGCUUCCUCCAGGAAGCCUCAGCUAACUCCCCUGCCGCAGUCGCCGUCGAUCAGGCUGCUGCUGCUCCGCCGUUUUCGGUUGCCGCUGCUUCCUCCGCCACUUCUAGUUCUCAUUCGCAAAAGUCUCUUCCGAGCGAUGUGGUUGAGAUCCAGGGCGGGAGGCUCGAUGCUAAUCGGAGCUCGGAUUAUGGUUACAAGAGCUCCGGCAACGAGGUGGAGACGGUAACUGCGACUACAACUGCAAAGACGACGUCGUUCGGGUCCGGAGCUGCCCCUGAUAUUCCGAUUGAUUCGGAGGACUACCAGGCAUUCCUCAAAAAGCGCCUCGAUUUGGCUUGCGCCGCCUUUGCUUUGACUCGCGCAAAUAACAUGAAAGCACAAGAUUCAGCCUCGGUGCCUUCUGAAAACACAUCGCUGGCCUCCCAUACGCCACAACCGGGACCUCAGACGCCUGCUAAAGUGCCUGCACAUGAUUUACCUAAGGUGCAAGAGGAGGAGGCUGGAGGGCCUAUUGGAACAUCCCCCUUGCCUGCAAUGCAGAAGAAACUUGUUGCCCAGGUUAAAUCAACAACAAGUGGCUCGGAGCAAUCAGAGGAUGAAGAAGCUGAGGGAGAAGCAGAAACAACUGAUAAAAUGAAUCCUGCUGAUGUAAAACGCGUAAGGAGAAUGCUAUCCAAUAGAGAGUCUGCUAGACGUUCUAGGAGAAGGAAGCAGGCCCACUUGACGGAAUUGGAGACACAGGUUUCUCAAUUGAGAGUUGAAAACUCCUCUUUGUUGAAACGUUUGACCGACAUAAGCCAAAAAUACAAUGAAGCGGCAGUUGACAAUAGAGUCUUGAAAGCAGAUGUUGAGACAUUGAGAGCGAAGGUAAAGAUGGCUGAAGAAGCAGUUAAAAGAGUGACUGGCCUGAAUCCUCUAUUUCAAGCCAUGCCUGAGAUACCUGCAAUGGGCUUGCCACCCUUUGCAGGUAGUCCUGACACAUCUGCUGAUGCUUCUGUACCUGUGCAAGAUGACCUCAAACAUCAUUUCUAUCAACCCCCGUCAAGCACUGGUAUUUCCACCAACAACCCUGGAAUGCAGAAUGGCUUAGUAGACAUUCCUCCAAUUGAUGAUGCACAACAGGGCCCCACAGCAGCAGCCGGGCCAAACAAGAUGGGAAGAACAGCUUCAAUGCAGCGAGUGGCUAGCUUAGAACAUCUUCAGAAGCGAAUCCGUGGAGAAGUAGGAAGUUCCGAGAGAGACCAAAAACAGUGAAGAUUAUUUUGUCAGAUGGCAGACAACUAUUUUUUUUUUCCCAUUGAGCAGAAUGCUCAUUAGUCCUAUGUUUAUGAACUAAAAAUGGUGGCCAUACUCAUUGCAUACUGGAAAACAAAAAAGAAAAAAAAAAUCCGAUUGUGCAGAAAUGAUCCUAUUCUUUGUGUCAUUGUAUCAUGAACUUCUGAUAAUUAAACCUAUAACAUGGUAUUAGUACUGAGCUUCUUCAA